Messenger RNA from Acytostelium subglobosum LB1, 159 nucleotides. RefSeq lists its product as hypothetical. The transcript has a single exon. Lineage: Eukaryota; Evosea; Eumycetozoa; Acytosteliales; Acytosteliaceae. The coding region runs from base 1 to 159 and encodes 52 amino acids. The record is from RefSeq and is a predicted model, not a curated record.
AUGAGGACAAUCAAGAAGGAGUUCAUAAUCGGUGUAAAGAAGCCUGUAGUUGAGUACCAUCCAGGUACACUGGUCCAUCCAGUGGUGACCAACUCCGACGCUCUGAUCCCUGCAAAUACCGAGCACAUCUACAUCACUGAGUCUCCUGGUAAGUACUGA